Arachis duranensis is the source of this 1706-nucleotide messenger RNA. RefSeq names its product cystathionine gamma-synthase 1, chloroplastic. Gene Ontology annotation, molecular function: cystathionine gamma-synthase activity; pyridoxal phosphate binding. The coding region runs from base 1 to 1494 and encodes 497 amino acids. The record is from RefSeq and is a predicted model, not a curated record. Gene Ontology annotation, cellular component: chloroplast. The transcript has 11 exons. Gene Ontology annotation, biological process: transsulfuration. Lineage: Eukaryota; Viridiplantae; Streptophyta; Magnoliopsida; Fabales; Fabaceae.
AUGGCAGCUCCAACUUCUCACAAGCUUUUUUCUGCCCUUAACUGCCGCUCCAAUCCCGACUUCUCCGCACCUCCGCCUUCCUUCAACCGCCGCCUCAACUCUGCCGCAUUUUACGGUCCCUCCGCCAUCAUCCUCCGCUUCCCUCCAAACUGUACAGGUACAGCUCCGUUUCCGCCAGCACCGGCGGAAACGUUAUCGUCGGCGGCGAUCUCAGCUGAGAUCGCCGCCGACGAUAACGUUUCCGCCGGUGCUGGCGGAAACGGAGCUGUACCUGUACAGUUCAGUGGUUCGGUUGAUAGUUCUAGUUAUUCUUUUUUGAAAUCCGAUGGAAGCAUGGCGAUUCAUGCCGCUGAAAGAUUAGGUAGGGGUAUUGUAACUGAUGCAAUUACCACCCCUGUGGUGAACACUUCUGCUUACUUCUUUAAGAAAACCGCUGAUCUCAUUGAUUUCAAGGAGAAACGCCAAUUUAGUUUUGAAUAUGGGCGAUAUGGAAAUCCGACAACAAUAGUUUUAGAGGAGAAGUUAAGUGCACUGGAGGGGGCCGAAUCAACUUUGAUAAUGGCGUCUGGGAUGUGUGCAAGCACAGUUUUGUUGAUGGCACUAGUUCCAGCUGGGGGACAUCUUGUGACCACCACAGAUUGUUACAGGAAGACUAGAAUAUUCAUUGAGACCGUGCUUCCAAAGAUGGGAAUCAAGGCAUCUGUUAUAGAUCCAGCAGAUGUUACAGCCUUGGAAUCUGCAUUGGAGGAGAACAAUGUGUCUCUAUUCUUUACUGAGUCUCCUACCAAUCCUUUCCUCAGAUGCGUUGAUAUUAAGCUGGUUUCUGAGAUUUGUCACAGAAAAGGGGCUUUGGUCUGCAUUGAUGGUACAUUUGCAACGCCUUUGAACCAGAAGGCCCUUGCCCUUGGUGCUGAUCUUGUUUUGCACUCUGCAACAAAGUACAUUGGGGGUCAUAAUGAUGUCCUUGGUGGUUACAUUAGUGGUCCAGAUAAGUUGGUUUCACAAGUUCGUACUUUGCAUCAUGUUUUGGGUGGUACUCUUAAUCCGAAUGCUGCAUACCUAUUCAUUAGAGGCUUGAAAACCCUGCAUCUUCGUGUACAGCAGCAGAAUUCAACAGCAUUGAGGAUGGCCAAAAUUUUAGAGGAACAUCCCAAGGUGAAGCACGUGUACUAUCCAGGCUUGCCAAGUCAUCCUGAACAUCAGCUUGCCAUGAGGCAGAUGACUGGUUUUGGUGGUGUUGUCAGUUUUGAGAUUGAUGGAGAUCUAAUAACCACCAUAAAAUUUGUUGAUGCACUGAAAAUCCCAUAUAUUGCACCCUCAUUUGGAGGCUGUGAGAGCAUUGUGGAUCAACCUGCUAUCAUGUCUUACUGGGAUCUUCCUCAGUUAGAAAGGGCCAAGUAUGGUAUUAAUGACAACUUGGUUCGCUUCAGCUUUGGAGUUGAAGAUUUUGAGGAUUUGAAGGCUGAUGUUCUGCAAGCUUUGGAAGUCAUAUAAUAUACUAAAAGGCAAUUAGGCAGUAUGCAGUAUGCACUAUGUGCACUUACCUUAGUGUUCGUUGUUCGUCUUCUUUGUUCUGUUUUCAUUAUCAUGUAUAAGCGAAUCAAUUGAAUUUUGAUCACCUAAUGUUUUGUUGUGCUAGUUUGGAAGAAUGAUGUCUCAUUUGAAUGUCUUGAACUAUCAAAAAUUUCAAUUUAUUUUUUAUCCUA